AUGUAUGUGAAUGGACCACCAUUGUUCGCGGUGGAACAGAACAAUGCACAGCUAGCGGUGGUAGCACUGGAGCUAGCUGCGGGGGUCGAGGAUAUAACGGCACUCGAGCUAAUUGCAGCAGACGAGGAAGCAGCUCCGCUGGAUACAGCAAUGGUAGAAGAUGGUAGAAACGAAAUUAUCGAACUACUGGGUCCUAAAGUAGACUCGGAGCUCGAAACGGAAGUUACUGAAAGUGAACUCAAAGUUACUGUUGGCUCAAUUCCAGAAGACAAACUGGAAACACUGCCGGAUUCUACAGCGGAAGUUGCAGACGCCGAUGUGGACCCAGAUGUUAUCGAUGUACCCGAAGUAGAUACCGAUUCGGAUAAAGUUAAGCUACUGGAAGCGGAUGCCGAGUCCGUCGCAGAUGCGGAAAUCAAUGAACUUCCAGAAGUUGAUGCCGACUCAGAAGAAAGCGAAGACGAUAACGAAAUUGAAGAAAUGGAAACUUCAGAUGAAAGACUUGAUACACCGGUUUCGAUAGCUGAGCUUUGCGAAAGAACGGCUGAGCUGGAAGUCAUUUGCACGGAAGUGCUAGCAGCUACAGAUGAAGAUGACUCAAUUGAAAUAAUGGUGCUACUAGAGGACGAAGAUGUCUCGAGAACAGUGGAAGUACCCACAGUGAUUUCCGUCGAUAAUGCGGCUGAAGAUUGGACUGGUAAAUCAGAAGAAGUAGCCACAACUGAGGAGAGAAUAUUUGAUGAAGUAGCUGCGACUCCGGAGGAGGUAGGGGUAUUCGAGUUGAUCACGGUUGACAAGCUACCACUAACAGAAUCUGACGCGCUAGCAGCUACGGAGGAGGAUCCUGGGACGGUGGAGAGAACAUUACUGCUGGAAGGAACAGCUUCGGAGGAUAAAGUACUGGUAACCGAAAUAUAUACUGAAGAUAAUUGUGAUUCGGAAAUACUGAAAGUGGGAAGACCAAUUGAUGAAGAGGGACUUCCUGAACUCCCGGAAAUCAACGUCGACUCUGGAAGGUUACUACCAGAAGAAGUUGGCUCCAAGGCACUACUAGUCGCAGCAGGAUUCGAAGUCGAUUGGCUAGAGACGAUUGGUGCCGUAGUGGUUAUCGAUUCAGGUCCCGCACUGGAUGUAGGGAGACCCGAAGAGGUUGCAACAGUAGAAGAUGGCGCAGCUGAGCAAAAGCUUGGAUAA
Botrytis porri is the source of this 1194-nucleotide messenger RNA. RefSeq lists its product as uncharacterized. The transcript is spliced from 4 exons. Bases 1 to 1194 code for a protein of 397 amino acids. Lineage: Eukaryota; Fungi; Ascomycota; Leotiomycetes; Helotiales; Sclerotiniaceae. The record is from RefSeq and is a predicted model, not a curated record.